AAAAAGGUUGAAUUUUUUACGUUAUUUCUUCGUACGAUUCUUUCACGUUGUUUACGGUAGUUUUCCGAAUAUAGAAUGCGUUAUUUUCAUCUCUCGAGACUAAUGUGUUGGACAAGUAGGAACCGAUUUUUCCUCGGGAAUCCAGAGUGUGGUGGUAGCCCGGCGCUUUCGCACUUGUGCAUGUGCAUACGCGCGACUGAAGUCCACAUGCGCCGUUAUCAUCGACCUAGCUCCUACAACCCUCUCGGAUAUCGAUCCUAUAGCGCGUUCGCGCGUUUCGAACGACGCAAGCUCGAGUUUAAGCCGAGUACAAGUCACCCUCCCGGCGAAGCUAGUUCAUGCCCGGCGCACUGUCUCACCCCCGACCGCGUCCUCUCCCUCUGUCCUUUCUCUUCCUCUCGCCCUCACUCCGUCCCUCCUUUCCCCCUUCGUCCUCGUGAGCAGGAGGCACGGCAAUCGGACAAGAUGAGCGACCAGGAGGAUCUGGAUUAUUACAUCAUGUACCCGUCGUUCCCGCCGUCCCCGAAGGAUCCGACGUUGGCCGCGACAGGGCAGGAUCAGCGGGAGGAGUUUGUGUUCGUGUAUGAGGAGGACAAGCGGCCGGUCGUGAUCCUGCUGGGAUGGGCCGGCUGUCAAGACCGAUACCUGGCCAAAUACAGCUCGAUCUACGAGGAGAAGAGUUGCAUUACGCUACGUUACACGGCGCCGGUGGAGUGCCUGUUCUGGCGCCGGAACAAGAUGCCUCACAUAGGCAAGCGGCUGCUGAAGGUGAUCACGGACAAGCGGCUGGACGAGCACCCGAUAUUCUUCCACGUCUUCAGCAACGGCGGCGCGUUGCUCUAUCAGGGCGUCAGCCUCGCGAUGCAGAAAGCUAAUAUACCGUUGAAGAUCAAAGGAGUGAUAUUUGAUAGUGCUCCCGGUGAAAGGAGAUUAACGAGCCUUUUCAAAGCGAUCAGCGCGAUUAUCGGCGGUCAUCCCCUCACGAACCUGCCGAUGUCGUUUGUCAUGACGUUCUUCCUCUCCAUAUUCUGGUUCUUCGAGGUAAUUGGGCAGGCUUUCAGCAGAGCGCCCAUUCCAACGACUCCAAUCGCCCUCACCGAGGAAGCCUGUUCCUGGCCUCAGCUGUUCCUGUACUCUAACAGCGACACUCUAAUCCCGGCGUCCGACAUCGAAAAGUUCGCCAGCCGGCGAGCCGAGCGGGGUGUGCGGGUGCAGUUGGUCCUGUUCACCAAUUCGCCGCACGUCAAGCACUACGCGACCUACCGCGACGUCUACGUGAACACCGUGUGCAGCUUCAUUCACGAAUGCCUGAUCUCGCCGAGCCCGUCGAAGGGCCUGAUGUCGUCCCUGGAUCCCGACGACGAUCACGUCUCCCAGAUGUUCGACACGCCACCGGGUCUUACCAAGCGCGUCGUGCUGCCUCACGAAGCCAACAAGAACUAGAUUACCCGGAAGACACACUAAUAGGGUAGAAUAGUCGCUCGCGCUAGAGGAUCGCGCGUGGCCUCGGGAGGGCAGACGUAAAGGGAGAGAGGAUCGAUCAUCAAUUAUUGUGUCUACAUUUUGUAGACUGAAUAAAAAAAAGUCUACGAGAAAAAGAGUGAAUUUGAAGGAAACGCAGCAUAAAGUUCGUUUUGCGCAAUUACAAUCUCCGUAAUUGGAAAUCGGUCUUCAAAUUCUUUUCCUCCUCUCAUAUUUCUUUGUACUUCCGCCUAUUCAUCGCAAUUCCAAGACGGAAGCAAUCGCACAAUUCGAUCAAUUUCUUUAUUAGAGUUCAAGCGAGCGAGGAGGAAUGCCUGCACGACGAUAAAACCGAAAAAGAAUUCGAAAAUGUUGACAAUUCCCAAUUUCGAGAUGAAAAUUUCACAGAAUGAAUUUCUCUUCGCGAUUCUUUCAAUUCACUCGUUUCACGUCAAGAGGCGAUGUCCAAGAUGCUGGAAACGGUGCUACCUACGAUUCGUUAAUACGUGUGCAAAGCUGUUUUAUAUGAAGUUGACCAUUUUCGUGUGAGAGUUAUCUAAAUAAAAAUGUAAAUUUUCUUACAAGCAGAGUGAGAGUGUGGACACACGGUGGCGAAAGAGCUUCCAAAUUAAAUGUCUUUCAACGAUGUACUUGUAUGAUUAUUCGUAUAUGCUUAAACGUACGAAAAUUUGUAUAAUAUCAAAAUUUACUCUCAAUUUUAUUUCGAACAUUUUCCCUUUUUUUAAAAAUUGAUAUAUUAUAACUCGAAUGUCAGCCAGCAAAUGUGGAUGAAUUGAAAUGGAUAUGAACAAAUUCAUUUCGACAUUUUCGACUUUGCGCUUCAGAUUUUUUGAAUACAUUUGAAUACAAAUAUAAUAAAAGAACAAUAAGAAUAUGAAUGCAUCCGAAUUCAAAAUAUGAUGAAUAGCUCAUUUCGUAUUUCAAUUCGUUAUAAUGAGACACGAAUCCAUCCGUAUUCAAAAUGGUGAAUAACGCGUUUCACAUUUUAAUCCUCUUGUGUCCAUUUAAAACUAAAAAUAUUCCGGGACUCUAAAGCGCGAAUAAAUUAAAAUAAAUUACAAAUUUUCAAUUCAUUUGAAUUUGUAACCUUCAUUCGUACCUGAAAAGACUCGCUGUAUUGUUAUUACGUCCGAUGUUGAUUCUCAACGGAUCAGAAACGGGAUUCCUGGACGAGUUAUGUGCACUGUUUGCGGCAUCGUGAGCCUUAUCGAAAUGUUCUAAUCUUUGCCAGAACGGCGAAGGACAACCACGGAUAGUAGCACAUCCUCUCUCUCACCUGUGCCUCGGUCCUUUACGUUAUCUCAGCUUGAUUCUUCCUUUGUUGACUCUUUCGUUACAUCUUCCACCACCGCGUGUCCGUGUGGCCGCAGUUUUAGAAAGCUCGCAAGCUCGUAGACGCGAAUGCAUCCCUCGUACAUCAAGCUGCGAAUGAAGCUUGUGUCGGUUCUAUGAGUUCUCCUUCGACGCGGCGCGGCGUCGGGGAGACUGUGAGAGAUUUUUAUAGGACAAGGUAGAUGCGUUUGAUAGAAAAUCGUAAUGUAAUAUCGCGCAAUGUGUUUACCGCUUUUACGCUCGCCCUCUUUUUCCUACGCGGCGGAAUGAAGAAACUGCACAAAGGAAUCAAGCUGGACUUGAUUUAGCUUACGCAACUCACGAUCCGAUAAAGCAUGGCAUUCGAUAUCGAUUCGAAAAAGAAAACGCCGGUUUCUUCUUGUGUCUCGAAUUAUAUCAAUGAUAAUCUUUCGAGAACGCUCGGCGCACGAGCGUAUAGCUCUGUAUCGUUAACAUCUCUUUACAUAUAUAUAUAUUAAAAAAUAAUAUAAAUAUAUUUUGAUCUGUCGAUUAGUUAUACGAAUAAAGACUGAUAAAUAAAGCUA
This is a messenger RNA of Solenopsis invicta (red fire ant), 3359 nucleotides long. Its product is annotated as transmembrane protein 53. Bases 76 to 1443 code for a protein of 455 amino acids. The transcript has 5 exons. NCBI's taxonomy places the organism in Eukaryota, Metazoa, Arthropoda, Insecta, Hymenoptera, Formicidae. The record is from RefSeq and is a predicted model, not a curated record.